Messenger RNA from Metopolophium dirhodum (rose-grain aphid), 348 nucleotides. Its product is annotated as histone H4. Gene Ontology annotation, cellular component: nucleosome. The coding region runs from base 8 to 319 and encodes 103 amino acids. Gene Ontology annotation, biological process: nucleosome assembly. NCBI's taxonomy places the organism in Eukaryota, Metazoa, Arthropoda, Insecta, Hemiptera, Aphididae. The transcript has a single exon. Gene Ontology annotation, molecular function: DNA binding; structural constituent of chromatin; protein heterodimerization activity. The record is from RefSeq and is a predicted model, not a curated record.
UCCUAAUAUGACGGGACGCGGUAAAGGAGGAAAAGGGCUUGGCAAAGGAGGCGCUAAACGUCAUCGUAAGGUGUUGCGUGAUAACAUCCAAGGAAUAACCAAGCCUGCCAUUCGUCGGUUGGCCCGUCGUGGUGGAGUGAAACGUAUCUCCGGUUUGAUCUACGAAGAAACACGUGGCGUGCUGAAAGUGUUCCUGGAAAACGUGAUCCGCGACGCCGUGACGUACACCGAACACGCCAAGAGGAAAACAGUCACCGCCAUGGAUGUUGUUUACGCGCUGAAACGACAGGGCCGUACGCUUUACGGAUUCGGAGGUUAAUCAAUGCACGCAAAAUUCCAACUUAGUUU